AUGUAUCCUCUCCCUGUCCUAGCAUUGCUUUACCUCCUCCGCGCGACUUUUGCACCAGUGCUCGCCAGAAUUAUACCCCGUUCAGCCGCCGAACACAACUCGUCCUCGCUAAAAACUGGAACGAACACUCGCGCUGAGAAUAAAGCACCAACAACAGGGGGAGUUAACGCCUUCCACCUCUACGCAGUGCAAGCAACGGCCAUUCUAACCCUCGUUAUCAACUCAGCUAUUCACCUAUUUAUCGUCGGCCUGUCGAUAAGCACACUUCUCUUUCCCUCCAUAUUUCAUCCGUCCUACGUCAACGAGUUCCGUCCCAGCUCGCUAUUCCUUCCUCCACUGGCUCCCGGACCAAAGGCCUUAACUCCAGGAGACGGAGUGCGCGGGUUCUUGCUCUGGGAUCAUGUCGUGACAUACUCCACCGUCCUGGUAGUUGUUUGUUUGGAGCUGCGAAACGCAUUUAAUGCGGUUCAAGGAGCUGGAAGUAACAAGACACUCAAACUUUCGGCGUGGAGUAUUGGAUCAAUCGGACUUGUUAUUUCGCUGGUCAUGGGACCAGGCAGUGCAUGCCUAGUAGCUAGUUGGGCUCGUGAUGAAAUUCUAUUUGGGAAUUGGUGA
Aspergillus affinis is the source of this 615-nucleotide messenger RNA. RefSeq lists its product as uncharacterized. The coding region runs from base 1 to 615 and encodes 204 amino acids. The record is from RefSeq and is a predicted model, not a curated record. The transcript has a single exon. NCBI's taxonomy places the organism in Eukaryota, Fungi, Ascomycota, Eurotiomycetes, Eurotiales, Aspergillaceae.